AUGUCCAAAGACGCCACCCACAAGGUGGUCUCCUUGGGAAAGGCACGGCGCUGGGAGGCCGCCUUGGCUUUGGCAUUUCAGGAGGAACCCAAUGUCAUCACCUGGGGCGCUUCCGCGGCCGCCUGCGCCCGAAGUCGCCAGUGGGCACAGGCCUGCGGGCUCUUGGGCUGCUGCAGCGCAGCGCAGUUAGAGAUCAAUGUGAUCCUGGAAAGCACUGCGAUCAAUGCCUUGGCAAAAGAAACACGUUGGAGUGAUUCCUUGCUAACUCUGCAGCAGCUGAGUCUCUCACAGCUGGAGUCGAACCUCUUUUGUUUCAACGCCGUGAUCUCAUCUUUCAAGGAGGAGUCUUGGGCCUCUGGUUUGUCCUUCUUGACCCAGAUGAGGCAGCUAGACGUGUGCUACGAUUUGGUUUCCAUCAAUGCGGCGAUAGCAGCAUGUAGCGAUGGUGGACAAUGGCAAUUUUCUUCAGCUUUGCUGAUGGAACUGCACGAGAAAGAGCUCCAACCCAGUGAAGUGACCCUGGGAUCCCUGGUGAAGUGCUGCGCUCGAUGGCAGCAAGCCCUGCAGUUGUUGACUCAGAUGGUCAACGCCGACUUUGCAGUCAAUUCCGUGGUUCUGAACUCCAUCGUCAAGGCCUGCUCAAGUGCAAUGCGCUGGGAGGUGGCAAUGUGGUUGCUGGACAAUGCACAGCAAUUUGCUGUGGAAGCGGAUGUCGUCACUUACACAGCUGCUAUCAGUUCCUUCGCGCCUGGCUACUGGGACUCCGCCUUGGCCGUGUUCGACGCGAUGCGGGCUUCAAGGAUUGAGGCAGAUGGAAUUGCCUGGAGCAGCCUGGUGACUGCGUGUAGCCAGACAUGGGAAGUUGCAUGUGCUUUGCUCCGCUCCAUGCCACAGUCUUCAAUUCAACCUGACAUCGUCUGCUUGAAUGCCGCUUUGAAGGCCUGUGAAGUUUCCAGUGUUUGGGACCAGGGCCUAGCUCUGCUGGCGUCCAAGCAGAGUCCCAGUUUGGUGACCUUCAAUACCGCCAUUUCUGCUUGUGCCAAGGCUCAGGAGUGGCAAUGGUCCCUGCAACUUCUGAAGGACAUGGUUUUGGAACAGGUGGUGGCAGAUGCUGCUACCUUCAAUGCUGCUAUCAGCGCCACAGAGAAGAAGUGGCAAAUCUGCUUGGCACUCUGGCAGGAAAUGCCGAAGAUUCAGCUGCAACGGGAU
Messenger RNA from Cladocopium goreaui, 1209 nucleotides. The record is from the annotation of a GenBank genome assembly. NCBI's taxonomy places the organism in Eukaryota, Dinophyceae, Suessiales, Symbiodiniaceae.